Messenger RNA from Punica granatum (pomegranate), 2323 nucleotides. The record is from RefSeq and is a predicted model, not a curated record. NCBI's taxonomy places the organism in Eukaryota, Viridiplantae, Streptophyta, Magnoliopsida, Myrtales, Lythraceae.
UCCUCACCUUCUUCUCUCUCUGUCUCUGAUCUGCUCUUAGUCUCAGAGACAGAGCCGCAGGCAGCAGAAAUCUCAACAGUGCUCGAAACAGAGCCUACUACGACGACAAAGUUUCAGUUUUUACAAUCCUUCUCUCCCUCAUGCUCUCAUCUUCUUGACCUUUUUCUACAUGGAUACCCUAGCCGUCGCCCCUCCCAAGCUCCCUUCGACUCCCCGAUUACCGUUAAAGUCGUUUUCCGUUAACUUCAGCGGUCGAAGUUUUAGCCCUUUUGCUCUGCUCAACUCGCGCUCGAAUUUCCCGACCCUGAAGUGUUCGCAUGCCCGCACAGUAACAUGCUCUGCUCAGCCCACUCCAUCACUAGUGGAACAGAGUGUCAAGUUUCAGGAAGCUGCCAAGGAGGGCAAUUUGGUUCCUCUCUUCCGUUGCAUAUUCUCGGAUCAUCUCACCCCAGUUCUUGCUUACCGCUGUCUGGUGAAGGAGGAUGAUAGGGAUGCUCCAAGUUUUCUCUUUGAGUCUGUUGAGCCCGGGUUGCAGGCUUCAAGCGUGGGGCGAUAUAGUGUCAUCGGAGCUCAGCCCACAAUCGAAAUCGUGGCAAAGGAGAAUAUGGUGACUAUCAUGGACCACAGUGAAGGGCGCAGGACAGAGGAAAUUGUGGAGGAUCCUAUGGUUGUUCCUAGAAGAAUUAUGGAAGGUUGGAAGCCCCAAAGGAUUGAUGAACUUCCUGAAGCAUUCUGUGGUGGUUGGGUUGGCUAUUUCUCCUAUGAUACGGUGCGCUAUGUGGAGAAGAAAAAGCUACCCUUCUCCAGUGCUCCCUUGGAUGACAGAAACCUUCCUGAUGUUCAUCUUGGCCUUUACGAUGAUGUAAUAGUAUUUGAUCAUGUGGAAAAGAAAGCUUAUGUUAUUCACUGGGUUCGAUUAGAUCAAUAUUCUUCUGUGGAGGAAGCCUUCAAUGAUGGGAUGAAUCGGUUGGACACUUUAGUCUCCAGAGUACAUGACAUAGAUCCUCCAAAGCUGCCAGCUGGUUCAAUAAAAUUACACACUCAUCUAUUUGGUCCAAAGCUGGAGAUGUCAAGUAUGACAAGUGAGGCAUAUAAGGAGGCUGUACUGGAGGCUAAAGAACACAUUCUUGCCGGCGACAUCUUCCAGAUAGUGUUAAGUCAGCGGUUUGAAAGAAGAACUUUUGCAGACCCCUUUGAAGUCUAUAGAGCGCUGAGGAUUGUCAACCCGAGCCCAUACAUGACCUACUUACAGGCUAGGGGAUGCAUACUAGUUGCCUCAAGUCCAGAGAUUCUUACACGAGUGAAAAAGGGAAAGAUAACAAAUAGACCUCUUGCUGGGACAAUUAGGAGAGGGAAGACACCAAAGGAAGAUUUAAUGUUGGAAAAGGAACUUUUAGCUGAUGAAAAGCAAUGUGCGGAGCACAUUAUGCUAGUGGACUUGGGUAGAAAUGAUGUUGGAAAGGUCUCAAAACCUGGUUCUGUCAAGGUCGAGAAGCUCAUGAAUAUCGAGCGUUAUUCCCAUGUUAUGCACAUAAGUUCAACAGUCACUGGGGAGCUACUAGAUGAUUUAACAAGCUGGGAUGCUCUACGAGCAGCUCUGCCUGUUGGGACAGUUAGUGGAGCACCGAAGGUGAAGGCCAUGGAGUUGAUCGAUGAACUAGAAGUCACAAGGCGAGGACCUUACAGCGGUGGUUUUGGUGGAAUCUCAUUCUCGGGAGACAUGGACAUUGCCCUUGCUCUGAGGACAAUUGUCUUCCCAACAGGAAUCCGAUACGACACGAUGUACUCUUACAAGGACGUCAACAGGCGACGUGAAUGGGUCGCGCACCUCCAAGCUGGAGCGGGCAUUGUUGCUGACAGCGAUCCUUCUGAUGAGCAGAGAGAGUGCCAGAACAAGGCCGCUGCCCUUGCCCGAGCCAUUGAUCUCGCUGAGUCUUCAUUCGUCGAGAAAUCUGAUUGACUGAUUCCCCCCCCCCCCGCAUGAAGAGCAGCAGCGCAGCAGUUUAAUUUGGGGUUAUUUCUGUCUCUUUUCUUCGGGCUAUGUACAGCUCGAAGUGGUCUUGGCAAUGUGUAGUUCUUCUCGAAGACGGGGAUUUUGGUGUGAACACCUCUAACUCGGUCGGGUUUGGUUGCUGUUGUGGUUUACGGAUUUCUACAUGGUUUAUUUUAUCUCAGGGUUACGAAUUAUAGGUACAUGUCAAUGAUGAGAGGACCCUCAUUCAUCGGCAAACAGACUUUGCUCGGAUGUCCGGCUCAGAACCUUUUUCAUAUGUUGAAAUGUGAAAAUAGAGGAAAAUAAUUAUGGCUUGAUACGUUGAAUAAA